AUGAGGAUUCUUACCUAUAACGUGAGAGGGUUGGGUAAUAGUGUUAAAUGGCGAAUAAUCCGUGAGAUGAUCACUAAGGAGGAGGUGAACUUUGCUUGUUUCCAAGAAACCAAAUUGGAAGCUAUUGAUACUUGGCUAUGUAGAGCCUUAUGGGGAGAUGAUUCUUUUGAAUGGACUUUCACGCCAGCGGUUAACAGAGGCGGCGGUCUGUUGUGUUUGUGGCUUAGGGGCACCUUCAAUCUGAUCCGGAGUUACUUAGGCAGUGGGUUUAUCUGUUUGCAAGGAGUGUGGGGGGAUGGUAAUUUACCCUACGCUAUUGUCAAUUUUUAUGGAUCUUGUACUCUACAGGAAAAGAUUCUUCAAUGGGGGGAGCUCACAGCUCUAAGGGCAAGGCUCUUGUCUCACCUUUGGUGUAUUGUAGGGGACUUCAAUUCUGUCCGUUCUCCGGAAGAAAGAAUAGGUAUCUCCAGCGGACCAGACUCCUCCCGUAGAGACACUGAUGAAUUCAAUGGAUUCAUUAAUGAUAUGGAACUUCUGGAUUUACCCUUGGUUGGGAGAAAAUUUACAUGGUUCCGACCGAAUGGACACGCUAUGAGCAGAUUGGAUAGAGCUCUUGUGUCGAGUGAGUGGAUGGAGGCUUGGCCAAACUGUUUUCUUCAUGUCCAAAGAAGAGAUGUUUCCGAUCAUUGUCCGUUGAUCCUCAAGGUGUCUAAUCACAAUUGGGGUCCCAAACCUUUUCGGACCAUCAAUGGUUGGUUACAAGAUCCUAGGUUCAGAGAUUAUGUAGAGAAGGAGUGGAAUAAUUUGCAGUUUCAAGGUUGGGGGGCAUUCAUUCUUAAGGAAAAAUUAAAAGAUCUUAAAACAAGAUUGAAGUCUUGGAACACUGAGGUCUUUGGAAACUUAACCACACAAAAGAAUUUACUGGCUAGCAAACUCGAAGAGUUGGAUAGAAAAGCAGAUGAGGAGGGGUUGUUAGAGGAAGAGAUAAGGACGAGGAAGAAUACACAAGCUGAUUUUUGGAAAGUUGCUAGGCUCAAUGAGCCUCUUCUCCACCAAAAGGCUAGACAAAGGUGGGUAAAGGAGGGGGAUUCCAACUCCAAGUAUUUCCAUUCUCUUGUUAGAUGGAAAAGAAGGAAGAAUGCUAUUGUGGGAUUAAAUGUAGAUGGUGUGUGGUAUGAAGAACCAACAACAGUGAAGUUAAAAGUGAAAGAAUAUUUUGAAAGAAAAUUCAGCAAAGAUGAUGUCGUGGCCCCAAGGCUUGAUGGAGUCAAUUUCAAUCAAUUAUCCAGCGCAGAUAACGCAUUUCUUACGACACCAUUUGAUUUGGAAGAGAUUAAGAAAGCGGUGUGGGAUUGUGAGGGUGACAAAAGCCCUGGACCCGACGAUUAUAACUUUCAUUUCAUCAAGUCUUUCUAG
Messenger RNA from Lotus japonicus, 1416 nucleotides. RefSeq lists its product as uncharacterized. The transcript has a single exon. The coding region runs from base 1 to 1416 and encodes 471 amino acids. Gene Ontology annotation, molecular function: catalytic activity. Lineage: Eukaryota; Viridiplantae; Streptophyta; Magnoliopsida; Fabales; Fabaceae. The record is from RefSeq and is a predicted model, not a curated record.